AUGAGGGCUUCUAAAAUAGCUCUUGUUUGUAGAGCAAUUACUGCUAAAUCUUCUCAUGAACGCGGUAUUUUUACUUCUUCUUUCUCUUUCUCCUGCCACAAAUUUUCAACUGUGCCCAGAACAGAUUCAAUUUGUAUAAAUGAAUUAGAUGAUACUGUUUUCUUGAUUCGUAAAAUGAUGAGAGUGCGGCCACAGCCCUCCGUUUUUGAACUCACCAAACAAUUGCAAGUUAUUGUCAAGAUGAAACAAUACUCCGUCGCCCUUAAACUGUUCGACGAAAUGCGUCAAUGGGGUGCCCCUGUAAAUGUAUACACGAUGAACAUCUUGAUUAAUUGUUGUUGCCAUUUGAGAGGGGUAGACUUCAGUUUUGCUGUCUUUGGCAGCUUCCUUAAGCACGGUUACGAACCAAAUGUUACGACAUUCAACACUCUCUUAAAAGGUCUCUUUUUGGAUGGUAAUGUGGCCGAGGCAGAGAAAUUGUUCAAGAAGAUUUUGACUUUGAAACUCUGUGAGCUAGACGAUGUUACGAUUCUUACUGUGAUUGACGGGCUCUGCAAAGCUGGACGUGUUCAUACUGCCCGUGAUUUGCUUUUGUUGUUGGAAAAGACUAUCUAUAAACCCAGUGUUAAGGCCUAUAGUGCGGUAAUUGAUUGUUUAUGCAAGGGCGGAAUGGUGGAUAAUGCACUCGAGCUCUUGUUUGCCCACUUUCUAAUUGUGCUUUCAAUGAUGAAUUCAUAA
Messenger RNA from Erythranthe guttata (spotted monkey flower), 738 nucleotides. The record is from RefSeq and is a predicted model, not a curated record. NCBI's taxonomy places the organism in Eukaryota, Viridiplantae, Streptophyta, Magnoliopsida, Lamiales, Phrymaceae.